Messenger RNA from Meyerozyma guilliermondii ATCC 6260, 3174 nucleotides. RefSeq lists its product as uncharacterized. Gene Ontology annotation, molecular function: ATP binding; histone binding; ATP hydrolysis activity. The record is from RefSeq and is a predicted model, not a curated record. Lineage: Eukaryota; Fungi; Ascomycota; Pichiomycetes; Serinales; Debaryomycetaceae. The transcript has a single exon. Bases 1 to 3174 code for a protein of 1057 amino acids. Gene Ontology annotation, cellular component: Swr1 complex.
AUGGUAUCUUCGACGUCAAAGCGCUCCAGUGGUGCUCAGAGCCGUUCAGCGUCUCGUAAUGCUGCUCGACUAAUAUCGAAUUCGAGUGAAACUUCAAAAUCCUCAUCUCUGCUGAAGACUAAUGGCCACAAGAGACGGCGUAUAGCAUGGCAGGAUUCUAAAGAAGAACGCUUAGCCGAAAUAAGUGCGGAAAUUAGCCUCGCCGUCAACGAAUUGUUCCAGUUGAAAGAAUACACAUCCAUCGCGUACUGGAAUCCAGCGGAUUUCUCCCAUACUAGCAAUGCGGUCACCCCACAACUCUACGAUGACUUUGUCAAGAACCCCGAAUACCAGCUCAAAUGGCCUAGCAACAUGACUCCUCCUGAUUUGGACAGCAUUCCUUUACGACAGCAGAAACGAGCGAUGGCGGAAUACGAACAAAAAUUGUACGAAAAGUUUCCCUUCAAGGAGAAAGUGGAGCAACGGAGCAAGGAAAUAGAGACGGAAUAUUUGAAUCUCAUAGAGGAUCAUACACAAGAUAAAAAACCCAUUCCUGAACUGAAACCAAAACCUAAAAAGAAGCAGAUCAUGCGAGAAAGUUCAGUUUCUGCCUCUGCUUCUCCAGCUAUGUCUCCUUUCACAUCGGAUUUAGACGACCUAAGCAUGCCCAGUGAUACAGAGUACGACACCCAUUACCAAGUCAGCAAAGUGAAAUGCACCAUUCCACCACCACUAAUCACCCACCCUUCCCAUAUACCCAAAUGGAGACCAGUAGUGUCUCAAAAUGAACUUUCGGAGCAAAAAGAACAUACAGUCGAAAGCUAUUCCCCUGAACCCAUACAAGUAAUUUCAACGGCUGAGGACAAGUAUAUUGCGCCACUGGUGGAAGAAAAGCUCCGCACAUUUAUGACCUCAAAGUUUAAAGCAGCUAUUAUCGAUGAGAAUACAACACCGGACUACAGCUAUACUCCAGAAGAGUAUGCAGCAACUUUGGAUGAACAGAAAGAGCUCAUGGCGAAAUUGCGUCACAAAAUAUAUGAUGAAAAGCGACUCGAAUUGAAUGGCGACAAAAUCGAGCCUAGAAAAACCGUGUUCAAGCAAUCGACAACUAAAACCAUGGAUCCUUUUAGGGCCCACGGUGUAGUCGCACCCAAAGUACAGGGCCUAGAAAACAAUGCCACCUACCUUGACUACUUGGUUAGCCAAGGAAUGGCAUACUCCAGACUCCAUCAGCAUGUUAGGAAACAGCGCCAGAAUAGAGCCAGAAGAGUAGCACAACUAAUAGAGCAGCACUUCAAAAAGAAGAGUGGUGAAAAGGAACGUUUGCAACGAGAACAAGAACAAAACUUGAAGAAAAUGAGCCGUAUAGCCAUCCAGGCGGUCAAAAAGAGAUGGACUCAAGCACAUAAGGUAUAUCGUUAUCUCCAAGAGGAAAAGGAAGAGGAAUUGAAAAAGAUUCAAGGACGCCAACAUUUGAGUGAAAUGUUAGAACAUUCUACACAAUUGCUUGAAGCGCAAUUGAACAGGACACUGGAAAGUGCUAAUGAGCAACCAUCGGGGGAUUCUGACUCUAGCUCGCAUUCUUCUGAUAUGGAUCAUCGAAUGAGUUCUAGCUCUGACUCAGAAGGUGUUCUGGGAGAUGAAGACCAACUUGAUAUGGACCUUACUGUGGAACAGUUGAAAGAAAAAUACGCCAGAAUUGAACUGUCAAUGAGUCCUUCGAUUGAUAAGCUGCCCCAAGUCGAUUCUGACGAUGAGGACGAUGAUAAACAAUUUAAUUCCAGCCAAGGAUUGGCUGCGUUGUAUGAUGGAGAGGUGAGGCAAGAUGAUGUUAAACAAGAACUCGAGUACUCUCAGGAACAAAAAGACCUUAUCGAGAAGAUGAAAACUGAAUCUGUUGAUCCGGCGUUGGAAUCUGACGAAACAUCGGAUUCUGAUUCCAUUUCUGACCUGUCUGAUCUGGAAACUGAUGCUUCCGAUUCUGAAGAGAAUGGAAACGUGAACGGCUCCAAUCCUGGACUAGCAGCAUUAUUCGGUAAUACAGAGGAUGUAUCAGAAGACGGCAGUGUUGUUGAAUCAGAUAUAGCAAGUGAUAGUGAUGUGGAAAUGUCGGACGAAGAGGAAAAUGGUCAAGCUUCCAAAGAGACGAAAGACGAGCAACAGGAAAAACUCAAAGAGAUAAAAAAAGAUGAAGGAGCUGUUGAAGAAGUCAAUGGUUCCAAGGUGCGAGAUGUUCCCGUGCCAUCAUUGUUGAGAGGAAACUUGAGACCAUACCAAAAGCAGGGCUUGAAUUGGCUUGCGAGUUUGUACAACAAUAACACCAAUGGUAUCUUGGCAGAUGAGAUGGGACUUGGAAAAACCAUCCAAACGAUAUCAUUACUAGCAUAUUUGGCCUGUGAACAUCAUAUUUGGGGCCCUCACUUGAUCGUUGUUCCUACUUCUGUCAUGCUCAAUUGGGAGAUGGAGUUCAAAAAAUUUGCUCCUGGGUUCAAAGUGUUAACUUAUUAUGGUACACCACAAGAGCGAGCUCGGAAAAGAAAAGGUUGGAAUAAGCCUGAUACUUUCCAUGUUUGUAUCACUUCGUACCAAUUGGUCGUUCAUGAUCACCUGUCGUUUAAGCGAAGAAGAUGGAGAUAUAUGAUUCUUGAUGAAGCUCACAAUAUUAAGAAUUUCAGAUCAACUCGUUGGAAGGCACUCCUUAACUUCAACACAGAGAAUCGUUUGUUGCUUACAGGUACUCCGCUUCAAAACAACUUGAUUGAAUUAUGGUCUUUAUUAUACUUUCUUAUGCCGUCUUCAAAAGUCGAUCAAGCGAUGCCAGAUGGUUUUGCCAAUUUGGAAGAUUUCCAAACCUGGUUUGGAAAGCCGGUUGAUAAGAUUAUGGAGCAGACUGCUCCGGCUAGUGGUGGGGACAUAAUGGACGAAAAUGUUACCCUGAAAAUGGAUAGUGAGACAAGAAAUACUGUUGCACGUUUACAUCAGGUCUUGCGUCCGUAUUUGCUUCGGCGGUUGAAGAAGGACGUUGAAAAGCAAAUGCCGGGGAAGUACGAACACAUCAUUUAUUGUCGAUUGUCUAAUCGUCAACGUUACUUGUAUGAUGACUUUAUGUCUCGAGCAAAGACAAAAGAAACAUUAGCAUCAGGUAAUUUUUUGUCUAUCAUCAACUGUUUGAUGCAAUUGAGAAAAGGUGUGUAA